This is a messenger RNA of Plasmodium coatneyi, 2112 nucleotides long. Its product is annotated as Leucine-rich repeat protein. Gene Ontology annotation, molecular function: GTPase activator activity; small GTPase binding. Gene Ontology annotation, biological process: nucleocytoplasmic transport; activation of GTPase activity. The transcript is spliced from 3 exons. The coding region runs from base 1 to 2112 and encodes 703 amino acids. NCBI's taxonomy places the organism in Eukaryota, Apicomplexa, Aconoidasida, Haemosporida, Plasmodiidae. The record is from RefSeq and is a predicted model, not a curated record. Gene Ontology annotation, cellular component: cytosol; perinuclear region of cytoplasm; nucleus.
AUGUCACAUAAAAUAAAGAUAAGAGACAAUGUCAUGUACGCCACGAGUCCGAUCAUAAACGAGGACGACAUUGCGGACUUCGUUUCGAACAUGAAUGUAUACAAGUGGGAAGGAGAGGCGGAUGGAAUGGGGGGUAAACAGGCGGGUCAACAGAUUAGUCAGUCGACCGGCAGCCUGCCUGAGGAGAAAGCGCACUCCUACCCCGUUAAGGAAAUACAACUCGGAAGCUUAAAAAUCUCCGACUGGGGUAUGUCCAUCCUCAUCCCCUGCUUGCUGAGAUGCAGCAACUUGGUUACGCUUAAUCUAUCGAGCAACGACUUAACAAAUGAUAGCGCAAAAAUCCUAGCCAAGUGCCUCAAGUACCUGCCUAGACUGGUCUCCCUAAAUCUGUCAAACAAUCUGAUAAAAUCCGACGGCGCCAACGAAAUUAUAGAGGAAUUUUUCUCCCCAAAGAUUGCCUCCAAAAGAGGAUUUUCCCCAGGGGAAGAACAAAUAGACAUCAAUUUUCACCUGAACAGUCAGGCAAAAAAUGAGAUAAAAAAUAUGCACACAAAUGUGCGUGAAUUGGAUUUGUCCGACAAUUUUUUGGAUCCCUCUGUUCUGUUAAAAUUAAGUCAAGUCAUCAGUAAGCCGAACAAUGAGAAGAUCAAAUUAUGCAUAAAAAAUAGCCAACUGAGUGAUGCCAAUUUCUCCACCUUUUUCGAAAAAUGCACACACGUACAAAGUUUAAACAUGUCUGAAAAUGGCAUUGCUUCCGCCUUAUUCUCUGAGCACAUGAAAAUAUUAUUUACAUCCCAGUUAAACUUAAAAGAAUUACACUUAUCGAGAAUAUGCGUUGAUCACAAUGACACACAUAAGCUGGAGGAUGGGAAUGAACUGCUUAAACAGCUGGUUAACCAAUUGAGUGAAGCGCCCAAUUUGUCCGUUUUGUCAUUUGCGAAUAAUAAAGUUAAUGACCAUGGAUUUUCCCUCUUCUGUGAAUAUUUAAAAAAAAAUAAAAACAACAUCACAGCGAUUGAUUUUUCUAACAAUCAAAUUUCCGACAUGAACAACCUCAGCGAAGCGUUAAAAAAUAAUCAGACAUUAAAAAUGAUUAACUUAUCAAAUAAUAGAAUUACCGAUAAAAAUUUGAAACACUUUUGUUACGAGACCUUGUCAUCCAAUAUGAGCAUUGCAGAAAUUUCCCUCUCGAAUAAUGACUUGACGGAUUUUUCUUGUGCUUACUUUGCCGACGCGUUGGUGAUGCAAUGUAACAUUGUAGAAAGAUCAAUUAAGUUGAAGGCGCAACUUCCGCAGGGGGAAGAGGCCUCCCCGACCAUGGCGCAUACGCUUAACAGGGAAGAUGAUGUAUGCACCCAAGAUAAUUUAACCGGUCAAGGUGAGCUAGGUCACACUAAUGGACCCCCUCCUGGACAUCCCCCUGCGUGGGAAGAAUUCCCCGAAAUUGACUCGCAAAAGUCGACGUCCAACUCGAGCGAAGGAAGGUCAGCCCCUCCCCAUCUAAACAAAGCGAAAAAAACGAAUUUCAAAAAAGACCACUUCCAAAUGAUACACAAAUUGAAGGAGCUCAUCACGAACCGGCACAGCGAACAACAUAAUUUCUUUUCCUGCAUCGGUGUUCCAUCCCUUAACAGAGCUACCGAAACGUCCAAACUGCUCUUCUUGCAAGAACAAAGGAGAAACUUAAUAUAUAACAAAAACGACGACUUUUACCAUUCCUGUGAUUCAUUUUCACUGAACUGCUUUAAAGGCCUCAAAUACCUGAAUAUCUCCGGGUGUCACAUUAAUACCCAAGGGUUGGCUCUCCUCAUUAAUUCACUCAACAUGCCCUAUUGUCCCUUAGAAUUUUUGGACGUUUCCUCCUCCGCUAGCGACCUAACGGAUGUUACACACCAGGCAUUCGCUUCACUUAUUACAGAAAAAAAAAGCAAAUUCGAAAAAAAUGACAACUUCCAUUUUGAACAUUUACCACUCACCGUCCGCGGCGUUGCGCCCAUACUCAUUCCCCUCAACGAUUCGGACGAUAACACGGAUGCGGACAGCAUAGAGUCAGAGUGGUGGAACUACAAAGAGGGUGACCUGCCUGAACAAGGAUCGCACGAAGCAGCGUAG